AUGACUACGACUACCGGAAGCUGCCUAUGCAACGCAUGUACCUAUUCCUACACGGGCGAGCCGACGCUCAAAGCUAUAUGUCACUGCGCCUCUUGUCACAAAAUAUCCGGCAGUAGUAACACACUCAACUAUACAGUGCCAGAAAAGGCAUUCAGCGUUACGAAAGGAAGUCCAAAAUCGUUCUCUACGACCCACGAGUCUGGGAUGACACUUACAGUAUUCUUCUGUCCCAAUUGCGGAAGCACGCUGUGGAAGGAGGCUACGGCCGAAAAUUUCAAGGGGCUGAAAGUGGUGCAGGCGGGCACGUUGGCCGACGCAUCGAAAUUGAAUGAGGGGGUCGAUGUAGAAUUUUAUACUUCAACGAGGGCGCCGUGGCUUAUGCCGCAGAAAGACGUUGCCCAGCGAACUGAAUUCUAG
This is a messenger RNA of Aspergillus costaricaensis CBS 115574, 417 nucleotides long. Its product is annotated as GFA family protein. The transcript has 2 exons. Gene Ontology annotation, molecular function: carbon-sulfur lyase activity. Bases 1 to 417 code for a protein of 138 amino acids. Lineage: Eukaryota; Fungi; Ascomycota; Eurotiomycetes; Eurotiales; Aspergillaceae. The record is from RefSeq and is a predicted model, not a curated record.